Molecule: messenger RNA, 5041 nt
Organism: Oncorhynchus mykiss (rainbow trout)
Lineage: Eukaryota; Metazoa; Chordata; Actinopteri; Salmoniformes; Salmonidae
Gene: kif3b
Product: kinesin family member 3B
Biological process (GO): microtubule-based movement; mitotic cell cycle
Cellular component (GO): microtubule
Molecular function (GO): microtubule motor activity; microtubule binding; ATP binding
Source: RefSeq, a predicted model, not a curated record
GCACGUAUAAUUGUUGUGAAUGCCAUUAUACCUAAGAAGAAGAAGAAGAUUGGCUGUGACGUUGAACGCAUCUCUCCAUUCCAUCCGGGAUAGUUUUCUGGGAUGCGGUUGACGGCUGCGGUAAUGGCUGACUGGGUGGAAGUACUGGAUUAAAUGGUUCUGAUGCUGGCGGGUCUGACAUUGUGAACUCAGACUUGUACAGUAGUUGAAGGACAUAGACACAAGGCCAGUUUGUCUGAGAAUCCUCACGAUGUCUAAGACCAGAGAGUCGGUGAAGGUGGUGGUUCGCUGUCGACCCAUGAAUGAGAAGGAGCGGGCAGCUAACUUUGAGAGGGUGGUGCAGGUGGAUGUGAAGCUGGGCCAGGUGGCCGUGCGAAACCCCCGGGGGGCUGCAGCCCACGAACACCCCAAGGUCUUUACAUUUGACUCUGUGUAUGACUGGAACUCCAAACAGGUGGAUCUCUAUGAUGAAACCUUCAGGCCCCUGGUAGACUCCGUUUUGCUUGGUUUCAAUGGGACCAUAUUUGCAUACGGCCAGACGGGUACAGGAAAGACCUACACUAUGGAGGGGGUGCGCAAUGACCCAGAGAGAAGGGGUGUAAUCCCCAAUUCCUUUGAGCACGUCUUCACACACAUCUCCCGCUCCCAGAACCAGCAGUACCUGGUGAGGGCCUCGUACCUGGAGAUCUACCAGGAGGAGAUCAGGGACCUGCUGUCCAAGGACCAGUCCCGCCGGCUGGAGCUGAAAGAGAGGCCAGACACGGGUGUAUACGUCAAGGACCUGUCCUCCUUCGUCACUAAGAGUGUACGAGAAAUAGAGCACGUGAUGAACGUGGGGAACCAGAACCGCUCGGUGGGCUCCACCAAUAUGAACGAGCACAGCUCCCGAUCACAUGCCAUAUUUCUUAUUACCGUCGAGUGCAGCGAGCUGGGCGUCGACGGAGAGAACCACAUUCGAGUGGGCAAACUGAACCUGGUGGACCUGGCUGGCAGCGAGAGGCAGACCAAGACAGGAGCCCAAGGAGAGCGCCUGAAGGAAGCCACCAAGAUCAACCUGUCGCUGUCAGCCUUGGGGAAUGUCAUCUCUGCCCUGGUGGAUGGCAGGAGCACCCACAUCCCCUACCGCGACUCCAAGCUCACCCGCCUGCUACAGGACUCCCUGGGGGGAAAUGCCCGCACAGUCAUGGUGGCUAACAUCGGACCAGCAUCUUACAACGUGGAGGAGACACUGACCACGUUACGCUACUCAAACCGGGCCAAGAACAUCAAGAACAAGCCCCGCGUCAACGAGGACCCUAAAGAUGCUCUGCUCAGGGAGUUCCAGGAAGAGAUUGCUCGACUCAAAGAACAGUUAGAGAAACGCUCAGGGAAGAAGAAGAAGAAGAGGAGGAGGAAGGGGGUUGGAGAAGCUGGGGAUGAACUCGAAGAGGACACUGAGGAUGGAGAGACGACAGAGGAGGAGGAUGAUGGUGUAGAACCAGCUGAUAAAGUGGGUGCAGAUUAUUGGCGUGUACAGCAGGAGAAGUUGGAGAGGGAGAGGAAGGCCAUCAUGGAGGAUCACAGCCUGGUGGCGGAGGAGAAACAGAGGCUGCUAAAGGAGAAGGAGAGGAAGAUGGACGCCCUCAAAAAGGAGCAGGAGGCAGGCGAGAUGCUGACUGCCAAAGUCAAGGCGAUGGAGAGUAAGCUUCUGAUGGGCGGGAAGAACAUAGUGGACCACACCAAUGAGCAACAAAGGAUCCUGGAACAGAAGAGACAGGAAAUCGCUGAGCAGAAACGCAGAGAGAGGGAGAUGAAACAGCAGGUGGAGAAUCGUGACGAGGAGACCCUGGAGUUGAAGGAGACGUACAGCUCUCUACAACAGGAAGUAGACAUCAAGACCAAGAAGCUGAAAAAGCUGUUUGCGAAGCUGCAGGCAGUGAAAACAGAGAUCCAUGACGUCCAGGAGCUGCACAGUAAGGAGAGACAGGAGCUGGAGCAGACCCAGAACGAGUUGACCAGGGACCUCAAACUCAAGCAUCUCAUCAUUGAGAACUUCAUUCCCACGGAGGAGAAGAAUAAGAUUGUGAACAGGGCGUUCCUCGAUGAGGAGGACGACCACUGGAAGAUGCGUCCCAUCACACGCAUAGAGGAUGACCAGCGGAUGAUGACCAGGCCAGUGUCAGCAGUGGGCUACAGAAGACCCCUGAGUCAGCACGCCCGUAUCUCCAUGGUGAUGAAGGCUGACGUCAGAUACAAGGCUGAGAAUAUCCUGAUGCUGGAGAUGGACCUUCCCGCUCGGACUACUAAGGAGUACGAGGAGCCGGUCAUAGCGCCCAUGGUAGCAGCGGCGUUGGAGGAUGCUCUGCGUGAAGAAGAUGAGAUUCAGGUGGACGCCUCCGGGUUCCACAGCAGCCUUGGACCCACCCAGACCACCAGCACCGGGACCAGAAGGAAACCAACGUCUGGCCGACCUAAAACGGGUAAGAAGACUGUCACCCCCACCUCUCCAUACAGCCCCUCCAGCCCAGGACAUCCUUUAUACCCACAAUCCCGUGGGCUGGUGCCCAAGUGAUCACCCCACACCUUUCUGUUUUGGGACCCAAAGACUGCUUUUUGUUUUGUUUUGCUGCUGAGUCUUGCAGACUGAUUUGCAGAGAAAGUAAAGGACACUCAGAUUCAAGCUCAUUUUAUUUUACCUGAGAACGUAGCUGUUUAUGUUUGUGUUUUUUUUUUAAAGAGAUUUGUUACAAUCUUACCAUCCCAAAUGGUUUCUGGACCAAUACUUUUCUGAGCUGUACGUUUCCUCCUGGGCCCCUCCCAGGUCUGCAGUAUGAUGGGAUGUGGACAUGGGGGGCUGACAUCUGAUGAGGCACAUGACAGCUGUUACAUGUCAUUGACAUGCUGUGUGUUUGUGUGCUGCAUGUCUGUUCAGAAGUGGUUGUGCUUCCUACUUUAGGUUUACAAUGGAAUGCUGUUAUCCAGGAGGUCUGUCUGAGCUUCGUCUGUUGCCCUAGAUAAGUGUCUGUACUGUCUGUACUGCAUGGUGAAGUGUACAGGCCGGAGGGUGAAGCACACUACAACACAUCUCCGUCACGCGGUGGGGACCGGUUGCUGCUGGAAUCACUAGAUGCUGUUCUUUCUGGCGCACAUGAUGGAUGGCGCGACGACGGGGGGAGGGCGGCGCGACGACGGGGGGGAUAGUGGGGAACUAGAGGUCAACACAAACCAAAUCUAUCAGGGUUCCAAGGUGCCUUUAUAUUCUCCUACAGGGACAGGCUAAAGGAGAGGAUGGAGGGGUUGUAUCGUUUCCCCAGCCUCGUCUUUAUGUUCCUUGGAAUCAACCGAUUUCUUGUACUUGAGAGAGAUUGGAGGGGUUGAAUGGAGUUGAAGGUUGGGACUAAUAACUAAUGUAAAACUUGUCCGUAAGACAUUUUAUAGGUUAACAAGAGCAGGCUGAAAUACUGUACAACAAAAAACAGCUCUUCUACCUAUUAUACUACUAUAUCAGUCUCCAUCAAAUAGACUUGGUGUGGAAAAUGAAGGUAGCUUUCCGUGUAUGUUUUGGAUAAAUAUGCAGUCUUAUUCCACACGGUUGAAACGCACGGUGUGACUACUGCACGGUGUGACUACUGUCCCCACCUCCUGUCACUGUGAGGGCUGAGCCGCACCUCCUAUCACUGUGAGGGCUGUGCCGCACCUCCUGUCACUGUGAGGGCUGUGCCGCACCUCCUGUCACUGUGAGGGCUGUGCCGCACCUCCUGUCACUGUGAGGGCUGUGCCGCACCUCCUGUCACUGUGAGGGCUGUGCCGCACCUCCUGGCACUGUGAGGGCUGUGCUGCACCUCCUGUCACUGUGAGGGCUGUGCUGCCGCUUGCUGCUGCUACUACUGGGUUCUACUACCCCGUGACAUAGUAUAUACAAAUAUAUAUAUAUAUAGAGAGCAACAUGUCCAUAGAUAAUCCUGCGGCACCUUUUCAGUUGUAGAAAUUAUACAAGUAAAUAGGUCUCAAUAUUUGGAGAAGUUAACUUAUUACCACUUUUCAUUUUUAUAGACACGUGUAGAUUAAAGUUUUAUUUUUGGAUUUGUAUAAUUUCAAUUUUAUGUACACAUUGUUUCAUUGUUUUAUACUUUUUGUUUUAAUCUGACACGUUUAAUAAAUGGCUCUAGUUCAAAUCUUUAGGUUAACUUUAAAAUGUAAAUUAAGGUUGGCUCAACUGCAAUGUUUUAUAUGCUCUCUGUUAAUGUGAUGUUCACUCAGAUUGUGUGUGUGAAAGAAUAUGUUGGGACAUGUGUACACAGAGUAUAGCAAAUAUUAGGAAGACUUCUCGGGUUGCAGCCAUCCCCCCCUUUCCCUCAGAACAGCCUCAAUUCGUCGGGGCAUGAACUCUGAGGUGUUGAAAGCGUUCCACAGGGAUGCUGGCCCAUGUUGACUCCAAUGCUUCCCACAGUUGUGUCAAGUUGCCUGGAUGUCCUUUGGGUGGUGGACCAUUCUUGAUACACAUGAGAAACUUGUGAAACCCAGCAGCGUUGCAGUUCUUGAUACAAAGCGGUGUGCCUGACACAUACCAUAUACCCUGUUCAAAGGCACUUGUCUUUCCCAUUCACACACCAUCCAUGUCUCCUCCCCUUCAUCUACACUGAUUGAAGUGGAUUUAACAACAUAGCGUUCAGCUGGUCAGUCUCAUGGAAAGACGUGUUCCUAAUGGUUUUGUACACUGUGUACAUUUGCCAUGAGUCUUUAUACAAUGGUUAGCCCCUGAUUUAAAUUACUUCUCUGAUCUUAUGAAAGCUAAACAAUUACACUACAUAUUGCAUGAUUUUAGAAAAUUGUCACCAAGCCCUAGAAUUUGGUAAAUGUGAAUGUUCAAUUUGCUUGAUAAUCCCUAAAUUUUUACCGCACCACACCAAGACUCCAUGUAUCUGUGUAGAAGACGUUUGACCGAGAUCAAUCUCUGAUAUUGUUUUAGCCAAGUUAAGAGUGUGCUGGUGCUGUCUGGGAAAUGCAGAAGUCCUCUUUUUCCUUGUACAUUUCUUUUUAUUAAAGACUUAAUUACAAAUUG